This is a messenger RNA of Hevea brasiliensis (rubber tree), 1644 nucleotides long. Its product is annotated as transcription factor MYBS3. Lineage: Eukaryota; Viridiplantae; Streptophyta; Magnoliopsida; Malpighiales; Euphorbiaceae. The transcript has 3 exons. Gene Ontology annotation, molecular function: DNA binding. Gene Ontology annotation, biological process: response to auxin; response to gibberellin; response to ethylene. The record is from RefSeq and is a predicted model, not a curated record. The coding region runs from base 253 to 1326 and encodes 357 amino acids.
UCUUAUAUUCCCUUGAAAAUAUAAAAUUCCAAAAUUACCCCUACCUUCACCGUAUCUCUCUCCCCAAAUAAAUUACCCGCUUCCUUUUUCCCUUCAUCUUCCAUGCAAUCUCUCCUUCCCGCUCUCUCUCUAUUUUCCUCUUUCUCUCUCUGGAAACUUUAUUUAUAAACUCCUUUAUUUAUCCUUUUAUUUGUUUCUCUAUAUUAUCCUUGCUCCGGUUAACUCGGCGGCGAUUAGACCGAGUCAUUCACCAUGACUCGACGAUGCUCGCAUUGCAGCAACAACGGCCACAACUCCCGCACCUGCCCCACGCGCUCCUCUGGCGUGUCAUCUUCGUCAGCGUCUUCCGCUGCCGGAGUCAGGCUCUUCGGCGUCAGACUCACCGAUGGGUCCAUUAUCAAGAAGAGUGCCAGUAUGGGCAACUUGUCGGCGCACUACCAUUCCUCGUCAUCAGCAGCCGCUUCACCUAAUCCUGACUCUCCCUCAUCGGAUCACGUCCGCGAUUCGCGUAACGUUCCAGACGGGUAUUUGUCUGAUGACCCGGUCCAUGCUAGCUGCUCCACCAAUCGACGCGGAGAGAGAAAGAAAGGUGUCCCAUGGACAGAAGAGGAGCAUAGGCUAUUCUUAAUUGGUCUUCAGAAAUUGGGGAAAGGAGAUUGGCGUGGAAUAGCUAAAAAUUAUGUGGUGUCUAGAACUCCUACCCAGGUAGCAAGCCAUGCUCAGAAGUAUUUCAUCCGCCAGAGCAACGCCACACGAAGAAAGAGACGCUCCAGCCUUUUUGACAUGGCUGCAGAACCCCAGACAGUACCAGAAGAACAAGAGUUGCCAUCUUUAGGAGAAACUGAUAAUGCAGACGCACUACCUUCACUGAACCUAUCUCUGAAGCCAGAAUAUGAACCAAUGGAAACUGCAUCAGAAGAUCCAGCUAAAGAUUCUGAAGAAACAGUGAUGGAUUCCAGCGAAUCAAAACAAACUGUUCCCAAGUUAAGUGAAUCCACUCUAAUUGUUCCUCAGAUAAGUGAAUUCACACAGUUUGUUCCUGGAUUCUAUCCUGCUUAUAUGCCAAUCCCUUAUCCAUUUUGGCCUUCUACUACUGCUCCUCUUGAAGAAUUAAAAGGCGUAGGGACAUCAAAUCAUGAGGUCUUAAAGCCAGUUCCAAUCUUUCCCAAGGAGCCUGUCAAUGUAGAUGAACUGGUUGGCAUGUCGCACCUCAGCAUAGGAGAGACUGAGAGAGGCCAAAGAGAGCCCUCCCCACUCUCCCUGAAAUUAAUAGGAGAGCCAUCGAGACAGUCGGCAUUUCAUGCCAAUGCUCCAGCAGUGGGUUAAGAGUUAAGCCAGGGUAAUGGUAGUCCUAUACAAGCAGUUUGAAAUGGAGAAAAGGAACUGUAAUUUAGCACUUGAUUUGUUCCUUUCCCGCUCCCCUCCCCUCCCCUCCCCCUCAACACCCACCCCAUCACCCCCUUCCUCUCUUCUCCUGUACAAUUAAUCUUGUUUUACCUUUUUCAUAGCGUCAUGCUUUUUCUGUUCCUUAUAACAUAGGUUGACAAUGAUUUGGUUUGAAAUAUUUAUUCUUUCCAACUGUAAUCAGCUAGAAAUAUAAAUAAUUGAAUGGGGCAUGGCACCGGAUUGCCAUCUUAUUUCCUA